AUGGUUUGUGGUGAUCUUAAUGCAAUCUUGAGUGUUGAUGAGAAACACGGGGGUCAGGAGUAUAGUAGCCGAGAAGGGAAAUUGCUUCAGCAAUUUAUGGUUGACACUGGCGGAGUAGACUUGGGAUUUAUUGGCCCAAAGUUUACUUGGAGAAAAUCUAGAGGAGCUCAAGAUGCGGUCAGAAAACGAUUGGAUCGUGCUGUGGCGAGUGCGGAUUGGUGUGUCCUUUUCCCCGAGGCAAAGGUCUUUCACUAUCUGAUUUUAGCCUCGGAUCACGCCCCCCUAAUUGUUGAUCUUCAGCCUAUGGAGAAAAAACUGGCGUAUCCUUUCAGAUUUUUGGAGGUCUGGUCUUCGAAUACUGAAUGUGAGGAAGUUGUUAGAAGCUCUUGGGAGAAACCUUGCUUUGGGCAGCCUAGCUAUCGGGUCUGCAAGAAGUUAAUGGUCACAAAACAAGCGCUGAAAUGCUGGAACAGGAAUGUUUUUGGGAUGUGUAAUGUGCAACUUAAAGGUCUCUAUGAGAGGCUAAAUAUCCUGCAACAACAACUAAGCCAGGAAGCUUGUCUAGAAGAGGCAGAAAUACAAUUGGAAAUUCUUGAUAAGGAGCACAAGAUGGAAAGAAUUUGGAAACAAAAGUUAAGAGAGUUAUGGGUGAAGCACGGGGACUGUAACUCCAAAUUUUUCCAUACCGCUACUAUGGUCCGGCGGAGACGAAACCGUAUUAAUGCCAUUAAUGUUGACGGGGUCAAUUGGAUCUUCAAUAGAGGUGACAUUGGGGACUAUUUCAUCAGAAAUUUCAAAGAAUUGUUUGAGAGCCAACAACCAGUUAUCUCGGGUGACUUUGAUUCGCUUUUUGAGCCUCGGGUCUCUGUUCAAGAAAAUUCAGAGUUGUGUCGAUGCCCCACUGACAUGGAAAUAAAAGAUGUAGUUUGGAGAUUACACCCGCUGAAAGCUCCAGGCCCUGACGGCUUUUCGGGGAUCUUUUACAGACGAUAUUGGCAUAUAGUGGGGACGGAUGUUUGUAAUAUGGUUAAGGAGUUCUUCUUACAUGGAAAAUUUGUGGAGAAGAUGAAUCACACUUUCAUUUGCCUUAUCCCAAAAUGUGAUAGCCCAGCCGCCUUUGAUCAAUUCCGUCUGAUAAGCCUCUGUAAUUUCAGUUACAAGAUUAUCUCGAGGCUUAUCACGGAUAGAUUGAAGCCGAUUCUUGACAAUUUGAUAAGCCCCUAUCAAUCGGCGUUCCUUCCUGGGCGAUGGAUCGCAGAAUGCUCUGUCUUGGCCGCCGAAGCAGCUCAUACGAUGAACAAAAUCCGGAGCAGGAAGGGGUUUAUGGCGGUUAAAACUGAUAUGCAUAAAGCCUACGACAGGAUAGAAUGGAGCUUUUUGCAUCGAGUUCUUAUGGCCAAUGGUUUCAACGAACAUUUCUGUAAGUUGAUAAUGCAAUGUGUUACGACUGUCAGCUUUUCUAUUCUUCUUAAUGGGACGCCUCUCCCGCCUUUUGCUCCCUCGCGAGGCCUAAGGCAGGGGGAUCCGCUCUCCCCAUAUUUGUUCAUCCUUUGCAGUGAAGUUCUUUCUAAGUUGGUGUUGAGGGCUGAAGCCAGAAAGCAGAUUUCGGGGUUAAAAAUUGGAAAGAAGGCAAAUCCUAUUACCCAUUUGUUUUAUGCGGACGAUGCAAUUUUCUAUUGUAAAGCCUCUGUUACUGAAGCGGAACAACUGGGAAUAUGCAUAGAUACCUAUGAAAGAUGGUCGGGCCAACUAGUAAAUAGAAGGAAGAGUGGCAUUGUUUUCUCCCCCAAGACCAAUGUGGCUGAGAAGAAUCUCAUUCAUGAGAGGUUAGAAAUCCAACUCCUUGAUAAGAGGGAGAAGUAUCUGGGGAACCCGUUUUUCACUUCGGGAAGCAGACGGGAUGACUGUAAUUUUUUAAUUGAAAAGAUGUUUCAGGGGUUAGAGGGGUGGAAAGCAAAGCAAUUGUCGUUUGCGGGAAGGCAGACUUUGAUUAGUUCGGUUCUCCAUAGUAUUCCUUGCUAUGCAAUGUCGACUACCCAAAUCUCGCUUUCCACUUGUGCUGAGAUGGAUAGAAUAGCCGCGCGGUUCUGGUGGAAGGGUGCUUCGAGACAAGGUGACUCCAAUCGGUACCUUGCCUUGAAGAGUUGGUCGGAAUGUUGUCAACCAAAGGCUCAUGGGGGGCUGGGAUUCAGAAGGUUUAAGGAUAUCAACAUGGCCCUCUUGGCCAAAUUAGUCUGGUUUUUGCUUGAUAAUAACACCUGCGAGAAGCCUUGGGUCAAUGCUCUUAAGGCUAAGUAUUGUUCAGUUGAAGAUUUCUGGAGUGUUCAAGGAAAAGUGGAUGAUUCUAGGGGGUGGCGUGGGAUCUUGGCAAGCCGUGCUCUUUGUACUAACGAAGCUGGGAUUCUAAUAGGGACGGGAGAAAUUGAUAUUUGGACUAAACCGUGGGUGCCAGGUUUCAGUCCUAUGGAGGUUCAAAAUUCUUUCUCCUAUAAUGCUACUCAUGCUUUUACUUCAGUUUCGGAUCUCUUUGUACCGGGCACGCUACUCUGCAAUGAAACUCUUAUUACUCAAUGCUUCACUCAAGAAGUGGGGGAGGCUAUUAUGAGAAUUAAGCCUCUUAAUCGGAGUAAGGAUAUUUUGUUCUGGAAAGGAAGUAACAAAGGAAAGUUCUCCGUUAAAAGCGCUUACUGGAGCGCCCAACAUCACCGGUUUAAAGAGGCCAAAGAAGUCUGGAAGCACCUUUGGAAAGCUCGGAUCCAUCCAAGUCUUAAAACUCUGUGUUGGCGUAUCUUUAGUGGCUGUUUUCCAACUAAAAUGCGUCUUGCGUUCUCGGAUGACAGGGACAAGCUUUGUAGCCUGUGUGGGGAGGAGUUAGAAACUGAGAUUCAUCUCUUCCGCGAUUGUCAUUUCGCUCGUUGCCUUUGGUUUACAAGCCCGGGGGGCAUUCGGAGUAGUCUUCUUUGCACCCUCUCCCUUGAAGAUUUAUUUGUGUGGCUGGCCAAGGCUAACAAUGAUAGGUUGGUUCUCUAUGGUGCUUGCAUCUUUGAAAGAAUUUGGUGGUGUAGAAAUGAGGUAAUCUUCAGAGGAGCCACUCCGAAUGUGGACACUUCGAUUCGGAUCAUCAAGCAGAGGGUAAUGGAGUUUAGUGAUGGAGAUAUGGAGAUUGGUGAGCCUAACGCAGUGGAUUUGGUUAUCGAUUGUCCUCAGGAAACACGGUGGGACAUUCAGUUCCGGGUUGAUGCCUCGGUGGUGCAGGGUGCGGCUGGAACUGGUGCAAUUCAGGUUGAUGUUGCAGAGGUUGAAGCUGUUGUCCUGCUACAUCACCUCUCAGUUGAGAGUGUUCUGGAGGCCGAGUUCCAUGCCAUCUGGUCUGUGUUGUCCUGGGCAAAGGAGAAGAAUAUUGAUCAUGUGCUGAUUGAAUCUGAUUCCCAGAUUGCAGUAAAAGCAAUCGGUAGCCGCCAGCUUCCUUAUGCUUGGGGCUCCUUUCCUUUGUUUCAUGCUUGUUGUAGUUUAAUUUCUGGUUUUAAAGGCUGUGUUGUGUCUUUUAUUCCUCGUACUGAGAACCUUCUCGCGGACAAAUUGGCUUGUUAUGCCCGAAUGUCCAGUGCUUCAGUUUGUGGUUUGUUAAGGGAGGUUGCCCCCUUUGUGGCAGCCGAGUGA
Molecule: messenger RNA, 3660 nt
Organism: Cannabis sativa
Lineage: Eukaryota; Viridiplantae; Streptophyta; Magnoliopsida; Rosales; Cannabaceae
Exons: 1
Coding region: 1-3660 (1219 amino acids)
Molecular function (GO): nucleic acid binding; RNA-DNA hybrid ribonuclease activity
Source: RefSeq, a predicted model, not a curated record